Messenger RNA from Xiphophorus maculatus (southern platyfish), 1807 nucleotides. RefSeq names its product zinc finger CCHC domain-containing protein 3-like. Lineage: Eukaryota; Metazoa; Chordata; Actinopteri; Cyprinodontiformes; Poeciliidae. Gene Ontology annotation, molecular function: double-stranded DNA binding; RNA binding; zinc ion binding. Gene Ontology annotation, biological process: activation of innate immune response. The record is from RefSeq and is a predicted model, not a curated record. The transcript is spliced from 2 exons. Bases 515 to 1786 code for a protein of 423 amino acids.
UGAACAUCUUUUAUUUAUGUAACUGUUUGGUGUAUUAGUUGAAAACGGCGUAAAAAUAAAGAAACUGUAAAUUCCCACUCAUAUUGGGCCCAUGAAUGCACCUUUGCCCAUAGUCAUUGUGCCCUUUUUCCCCAUAAACUAUAAUUAAACGCCUCAUGGACCGCUCUUGCCUAUUGUUACUGAAGAGAUUUAAGGCGGCCAUCUUGGAGCGGUCGACCGUUCCACUCAGCUUUAUGUUUAACAGACUCAAUGAUGUAUCAGCGCAUCAGCGAGAUCGCUUCUCGGCCUUUUGGCUCAGACAGCGGUCCCCUCCUUUGGGUGGUGAUAGCGGUAGUCUUUGUGACUUGGCUGUUACCACUGAAUUAGAGGUUCAGUAAAUUUUGUCCCCGGUUAAGAUAUUGACCACUAAGUAGUGGAAAAUAUCUUUUACCUUUUAUUUGUAUUUAUUGGUGUUUCUUAACUAUUUAUUGGUUUUAGUAAAGGUUUUAAACCUUUUACUGGUGGUGCCUCCACCAUGGCGGCUAGCCAUGCCGGCAUGCGGAGGCACCACAGUGUUCGUUUUUUAUUUAAGGAAAGAGAAGAAGAAAAUAGAAUAACGAGAUUGGACUUUUCCAGGAAGCUAAUUCAACAGGUGCUGAAGUUUCGGCCAGAUGACCUGAAUUGUAUCCUUACCCUGCCUUUCAAUAAGGGAUAUGAUGUAAGUUUUUGCUCUGCCGCACUUCUCAAGGAGUUUUGGACACGGUUUGAAAAUGCUAAGACCCAGUUUUCAGUAUUUGACGUCGAGAAACUGACUGACAACUCCCUGAAAACGGUGAUUGUCAGGAUAUUCAAUGAGACUGUCAGUGCUGAAGACAUCUGUAUGUGGCUGGGUAGAUACUGCACUGUGAGAGGCCAGGCUAUGAAGGUGCGGGAUGUGGACGGCAUCUGGAACUGUGCUUGGCGGGUUCCCAUUAAACAAUGGGAAGACCCCCAAGGCUUCCAGGGCCUGAAGCAUCUCCCCUCAAUGAUAGUCCUGGGGGAGAACAGAGGCUACAUUCACUAUCAAGGCCAACCCAAACUGUGCCGGAAGUGCGGCGAGCAUGGUCAUCUGGCCGAAACUUGUGAAAAGGUUUUCUGUGGUAAAUGUCGAGAAGUGGGACACACUUUUGAUGAAUGUACGAACGGGCGGAAAUGUAAUUUGUGUGGUGGGCAGGAUCAUUUGUUCAGAGACUGUCCAAAGUCGUUUGCAAAUAAACUGAAAAAAGGAAAAGAGACGCCAACGGAAACGGCUAAUGAGCGAGUGGACGCAGCUGGGUCGGAAAUUUCAAAUCUCCCGCCAGGUCCUCUGAUUGGAGGAGAGGAGGAGAGGGCGGGAAGCGGGGAGGGGAAGGAAGCCCCCCCCCAGACCGAAACAUCCAGUGAGGGCGGGGAGAUGCUAACCGAAGGCGGAGCUAGCUCGGACUCUGAGGAAGAACAGACGGACAGCAGCGAUGAUGCCCCCCUCCCCGACGCCCAGCUGGCUAAGAGGCCGGCAUCUGAGUCACCUCCCGACCUUACCCCCAAGGUAGGGAAGAGAGGAAGGCUGGAGGAACUCUUCGGUUCUUUCGGAGAGGAAUCCAGAGCCUUCCUCGCUGGCUCAUCCAAUGAGGUCUCGUUCCUAGACUUUGCUCACCAAUCAACCCCGGAGGACCCAAACAAGGACCGGGAACCAGUGACUCCAGUGCGCGGCCUCCUGUAUGGAGACGCCUCCACCGUUUGGCGCAACGUGAGCCGUCCCGUCCUUCCAAACAGACUCCAGGACCUGUAAUGGAUGGUGGCUCGUGGGAUC